Messenger RNA from Caretta caretta (loggerhead turtle), 1210 nucleotides. It is a transcript of the gene OSTC, whose product is annotated as oligosaccharyltransferase complex non-catalytic subunit. The record is from RefSeq and is a predicted model, not a curated record. Gene Ontology annotation, cellular component: oligosaccharyltransferase complex. Lineage: Eukaryota; Metazoa; Chordata; Testudines; Cheloniidae.
AUUCGUGUAGAGUGACGGUGGCCGCGGCGGGUCAAGGCGGGGUAGACGGCCGCGGUGGUGCUGGCUUUGAUUAGCCUUCCGUGGCGGUGGCUGGGUUGCCAUCAUGGAGACGCUCUACCGGGUGCCGUUCGCGGUGCUCCAGUGCCCCAACAUCAAGCUGAAGCGGCCGAGCUGGGUGCACACGCCCUCAGCUAUGACCGUCUACGCGCUGGUGGUGGUGUCCUACUUCCUCAUCACCGGAGGAAUAAUCUAUGACGUGAUUGUAGAACCUCCCAGUGUUGGGUCUAUGACAGAUGAACAUGGACAUCAGAGACCAGUGGCCUUCUUGGCAUACAGAGUAAAUGGACAGUAUAUUAUGGAAGGACUCGCAUCCAGCUUCCUCUUCACAAUGGGAGGCUUAGGCUUCAUAAUUCUGGACCGAUCCAAUGCACCAAAUAUCCCAAAGCUCAAUAGAUUUCUGUUGCUUUUUAUUGGAUUUGUCAGCGUCCUGUUGAGCUUCUUCAUGGCAAGAGUUUUCAUGCGGAUGAAAUUGCCGGGAUACUUGAUGGGUUAGUGCCUUGUGUGAUAUAUGCAAGCACAAAAUGGAUUUGCUUCUCUUCAUGAAGAGCUUAAAAACAAGCAAUCUAUAAAAAAAAAAAAAUACUGUCCACCACAAGAAGACACAAGAAAGGUCUAGUUAUGCGAAUCAGCAAGUGCAAGAAGUGCUUCCAACUGUCUCCUUUCAUUAAUAAAAACCGUCAUUACCCGUGGUUGGUGUAUUUUUAAAACGGGGUUUUAUCACUUGUCUAUUUCUAUCUUUAAAAAAGAAAGUUACUGAACUGUUACUUAGCUUUAGGUAUGAAUUUGUAUCUUGAAACAAUUCACUAUAAAAUGUAAAACUGGUAUUUUUCCCCUCUGCAUUUUUUCCCUUAACCUGACUGAGGUAUUGGACAGACGUUUUACAAUUCCUGAUUUUAAAGUGUGCAGCACUCUCUGGCCUUUUUUCUGUGGCCUGCCCCAUACCAAGUUUAUACCUGGAGAGAAGUCUUUUGGUGAUACUUUACUAUCAAACACACUGUGUCUAGUGAAGUUAUUUCUAAGGCACCUGUUGCCUUGAUAUUCAUGGCAACGCAUUAACAAAUCCAGAUGUACACUGGAUACAACACUGUGAGUGCAUUUCUUUUUGGAACAGUGUAUGAAAGGAGUCAAAUUAAACAUGUUUUCUACUAAA